Messenger RNA from Pyrus x bretschneideri (Chinese white pear), 1868 nucleotides. RefSeq names its product rop guanine nucleotide exchange factor 2. The coding region runs from base 273 to 1694 and encodes 473 amino acids. The transcript has 7 exons. Gene Ontology annotation, molecular function: guanyl-nucleotide exchange factor activity. The record is from RefSeq and is a predicted model, not a curated record. Lineage: Eukaryota; Viridiplantae; Streptophyta; Magnoliopsida; Rosales; Rosaceae.
UAUUUUUGGUCCUCUGAUGAAAACAACGCAUGACAAACCUCUUUUGCUUUUCCUUCAAAGCAUAAAAAGAAUCAUACUUUUUUCUUCUUUUUGUUUGUUUCUGUUUAUAGAUUUGUCUUUCUGAAUCUAAAUUGUAGAAUAUAAACCAAUUCCCAGGUUUCUUUUUUGGAUUUUGAAUCCUACCACAAACCCAAAUUGUAACUUUUGUUAAAUGACUAAAGUAUUUGCAGGUUUUUGAGAUUUAGACUUAGACCACAAGUUUUAGAGCUGAAAUGGACAAUUCACCAAGUUAUGAUGAACACUAUGAUCUGGGUUACCAGCCUUCACCUUCUUCUGUGGACCAAACUGAUCAUUCGCUCGCAGAAACUUCAACAAGUGGCGAUUCUUUUAUGUACCGCCGGACAAAUUCAGAGACCUCGGCUUUCUCUGAGUCUCUGGAUGACAGCAGCUACUCUGGUGAAGCUUCUCCCUGGUUCUGCCCAAAUGUAAAAUCCAACCGGGCGUCUCUUACCAGACUUGGAAUGAAGCAGCAUAACAAGAAUGCCUCUGAUGAAACGCUUCAAGAUGACGACGCAGUUGAUUCAGAGCUUGAGAUGAUGAAAGAACGAUUUGCAAAGCUCUUGUUGGGUGAAGACAUGUCAGGAAGUGGGAAAGGUGUAUGCACCGCGGUCACAAUAUCAAAUUCGAUAACCAACCUCUACGCCACUGUGUUUGGACAAAACUUGAGGCUGGAGCCACUGAAUCCUGAGAAGAAAGCCAUGUGGAAGAGGGAGAUGAACUGUCUUCUGUCGGUCUGUGAUUACAUCGUAGAACUUAUCCCCAUAUCACAAAACUUACAAGAUGGGACAGAAGUGGAGUUCAUGAAAAGCAGGCCAAGAUCUGAUCUUUAUAUCAACCUUCCAGCUUUGCAAAAGCUUGACGCAAUGCUUAUUGAAGUACUUGAUAGUUUCCAGGAUACAGAAUUCUGGUAUGCAGAAAAAGGGAGCAUUUCAUCAAAUUCAACGCGUACAGGAUCAUUUCGAAGGGUGGUUGUUCAGCGGAAUGAGGAGAAAUGGUGGUUGCCGGUUCCAUGUGUUCCUCCGGGAGGCCUCUCUGAGAAGGCAAGGAAACAUUUGAAACACAAACGUGACAGUUCUAAUCAAAUCCACAAAGCAGCCAUGGCAAUCAAUAGUAGUAUUCUUGCUGAGAUGGAAAUCCCAGACUCAUACAUGUCAACUCUUCCAAAGAGUGGAAGAGCUUGUCUUGGAGACUCCAUAUACCGCUACAUGUGCACCACAGACAAGUUCUCUCCAGACCACCUUCUGGACUGCCUUAACAUAGCAACUGAACACGAAGCACUUGAUCUUGCAGACAGGGUCGAAGCUUCGAUGUACACGUGGAGACGUAAAGCGUGCAUGAGCAACUCAAAAUCUUCAUGGAUCAUGGUAAAAGAUCUAAUGUCUGAAACAGACCGGAACGACAAGAAUCAUGUUUUGGCGGAGAGAGCCGAGUGUUUGCUGUUGUGUUUGAAGCAGAGAUAUCCUGAGCUCUCUCAGACAUCCUUGGAUACUUGCAAAAUCCAAUGCAAUAAGGAUGUGGGGCAAUCAGUACUGGAGAGCUACUCAAGAGUGUUGGAGAGUUCGGCAUUCAACAUUGUUGCUUGGAUUGACGACGUAAUUUGUGUCGAGAGAUCCGCGAGAAACCAAGACAAAUAGAGAGACUCCGAUGCAAUCGAGUUCAACCAUUCUUGUCAAAUCUACCCGCUUGAUUACACGAAUUUUGAAACAAUUUAACUUGGGCCGCUUAUUUACUUGUAUUUUAAGCUAAUUUUUAGUACUCGGCCAUGAAUCUGUACAUUGGCAUCCAGUAAAACAAAUCAAACAAAUUUU